AUGCCUGACCGAACAUAUCAAGCUCAAUUUCUUCCAUUCGACGAUAAUACUACAAGUCCCGUUGUAUUAGCAACAACAAGCACAGAUGGCCAGUGUUUACUUGAACGUCUCUUUUCAAUCAAUAAUGUCUCCGCUGUUAAUUCUUCGAAAAAUAUGUCAAUGUCUGCAACUAAAUCUACAAAAAAAAAUUUAUCGAAUACCGUGCCGAUGGCACGGCCAUUCGACGAAUUUUCUACAGGUAUAGCAAUAAUACCGUCUGGUCCUUUAGAUGGACAAAAUUUUGAUCAAACAAUAAAAUCAGACAAAGAUUAA
Molecule: messenger RNA, 312 nt
Organism: Rotaria sp. Silwood2
Lineage: Eukaryota; Metazoa; Rotifera; Eurotatoria; Philodinida; Philodinidae
Source: the annotation of a GenBank genome assembly